AGAGUGGGGCACAGCGAGGCGCUAGGGGGAACGCUGGCCUCUGAAACUAGCUCUGGGACCGGGGUCUGCGGCCGGCCCCUAGCUGGCCCCGUCUCCCAUCCCCAGAAGGGUAUUCACUGGGGAUUCUGAGCUUUGGCUACUCCAGUUUCCCACGACACGUGAGUGUGAGGGGCGUGGAGGAGGAGGCGGGCUGGGUUGCGCUCACACUUAAGCGUCUGUGACAGGAGCCGGAAUCGCAUUCUCCCUUGACCAUGGUUCUAGCCAAAGAUCUGGCUGAGGAGCCCUAAGGGUAGAAUGGAGGCGGAGGCAUGAGAGCGGAGAGUCACGGAGUUCCGAAAGGUGUGAGGGAGAAAGGACUUCCAAGACCAGAGAGGGGAUUUACGAUAUUUAGAAAGCAGGGAAAGGAAAAUACCCCAAGUAUGGAGUCCGUUGGAGGUGUUGGUGGAUUUAUUUGUAGGAGGAAUUUUGGCCUGCAUCACGGUGGGAGGUCAAGUGGCAUCAUUUGGAGAGGGUAUGGCUACAAGCGCUUGGAAAGUCGGGACACUAGACAGAGCGAGAAUUUCUGGCACCCUGGGAGAGCUUUGAGGGGGAUGCGACUGUGGUGUGGAUAAGAAUGGCUGAUGGACGGAUUAUCUUGUGUUCCUCGUUGUGGGGAGCUUCCGCUCUUGGGACAUAGCCGCUACUUGUCUGAGGCUCCUUCUCUCUUGAGUUCUUUCAGCAUUAGGCCUUUUAGCCAAUUGAGGCUGCUUUUCUAAACAUGUAGGCUGCUGGAGAAAAAGGGAUAAGGACUGCUACAUCAGAAAGGAGCCAGCGGGAAGACAGUAGAAAUUCCACUGGUAAAUGGCCAUGGCUGUCUUAACAGAUGGGGAAGUGAGUGCUACAGAGGCCCAGUGGUGUAAGCUGCUUCCCAGUUGCUGGCUUAGUCAUUGGCCACCCUAAUAAAGGAUAAUUUUUAGCAUUGCCAAAUAAAAUAGAUCUGUCGUUAGAGAAUAAGAAAACUGAAAGAUUUUUCAAGAUCAUAAAAUCCUGCUCCUUAUUUCCAAAGUAUAUAGACAAACUCUUGUACCUUGAGAAUCUAAUUGUAGCAUAUUAAAAGGGGGCUACUGGGCCCUUCCAUUUCAUUCUCUUCCUGAUUGUUGCACCCCUAUGUUUAUAAGUUUUCCAGCAGUUAUCUUUAUGCCACGAAUCGUCUAAAUUGCCCCAGUAACUUCACACACAUUUAAUAUCUGUGUAAUGUACAGCAAGUAAUUUAACAAGUAAUUCUGUAAAGCAUCAGUUUUCUCAUCUGUGAAGUAUGAAAAAUUAUACCUAUUUUCUGGGUUGUGAAGAUGAAUGAACAUAAUCUAGGGAAAACAUUUAGCGCAUAUGCCACUGAAUUAAAGAGAAGCAGCUUAAAUUUAAAGACAAGCCUUAAGCAGGAAAGAAGAAUACAGUAUAAAUUUAUUAUCCUAACUUUUUGAAUAAUAAGCAAAUGAAAGAUAGUUCAACUCAGCUAAUGGCUGAGGUGUUUAACCUUUCAUCCCUUCCUAAUUUUGUGAGAUUCCUUGUUCUAAUUUAGGAAAAGAAAUCAACUGUCAGUUUUUAAUUAGGUCCUGAGAGACUGGAAAGGAAAAUGGCAGGCUAAGUCAGUCUAGAAGAAGGAGUCUCCUAUUUCUUUUUAGUGAGUCAGCUGGUCAAGUUGUGUGUUGAGCAGUGGGUUAACUUAGGGAAGGUGGGAGUUGGAGGUCUGAGUUCUUUAUUUCACCUCCUAUUCAGUCAACUGUGUGAGGAAUCACUUCCCCUUCACUUCUUAGUAGAAAAAAAAAAAAACCCACAGUUUUGGCUGUCUACUCUCAUCUCCAAAAAAUUGUUAUGCACAUAGUGGAAAUAUACAUGUAGUUGUUCAACACAGACCAUGAGCUCUGGAGCUAGACUCUCUGGCUCACUCCACUAGCUGUGUCUCAGUUUUCUUACUGGUAAAAUAGCAACAAUAAUUGUAUUUACUCAUAAGGUUGUGAGGAUUAAUUAGUUAAUUAAUAUAUGUUAAGUGCUUUGAACAGCACCUGGCCCAAGGCAGUAGUCUGUUGUUUCCUGCUGUUGUGUGGUUUCAGUGCAUUAAAUGUGUUAUGAGGGCCUUGGACCUCUUGGUUAGCUAUGAUUAUUCUAUGGAAACUACCAUAAUAUUACAGUAGAGAAUUGAUGUUUGGGGUACAGGAAGUCAGGUAGACAAUUUCCCGGGAUUUUUUGCUUUAGUGGGGUGUGGGAAGUGGAAGGUCAGAUGUUAGGUUGUUUAGGGGAAUGGGGAAAGUGCAUUCACGGCCAAGGUUGGAGCUUCCAUUUUCCCAUCUUCAAACUCAUUAGUACCCAUGAAAAUUCUGCCUGUUUCAAGUUUUAUAUUUUAAAAAUGAGGUGGAGUAAGUGGACCCGCAUGAAAAAGAACUAGAGAACUUUAAAGAAUAUUCAAACCAAAGUCCAGACUUGCAGCGUUUUUUGUAAGUGAGAAAAGUUUAGAAGAGUUAAAUCAGGAAAUUGUCCGUGAUACUCUUGGAAUAAACAAGUAGCAAUGGCCUGAGGGAUCAUUAACAGAUACCAGAGUAAAGUGUUUUGCAAGGGAUGUUCCCUUUCUACAGCUGCUGGAGGACUGGACUGCUACUACUACUCCUGGCUGUGGCAGUGAGAGAAUCCUGGCAGACAGAAGAAAAAACUUGCGACUUGGUAGGAGAAAAGGGUAAAGAGUCAGAGAAAGAGUUGGCUCUAGUGAAGAGGCUGAAACCACUGUUUAAUAAAAGCUUUGAGAGCACUGUGGGCCAGGGUUCAGACACAUACAUCUACAUCUUCAGGGUGUGCCGGGAAGCUGGCAACCACACUUCUGGGGCAGGCCUGGUGCAAAUCAACAAAAGUAAUGGGAAGGAGACAGUGGUAGGGAGACUCAACGAGACUCACAUCUUCAACGGAAGUAAUUGGAUCAUGCUGAUCUAUAAAGGGGGUGAUGAAUAUGACAACCACUGUGGCAAGGAGCAGCGUCGUGCAGUGGUGAUGAUCUCCUGCAAUCGACACACCCUAGCGGACAAUUUUAACCCUGUGUCUGAGGAGCGUGGCAAAGUCCAAGAUUGUUUCUACCUCUUUGAGAUGGAUAGCAGCCUGGCCUGUUCACCAGAGAUCUCCCACCUCAGUGUGGGUUCCAUCUUACUUGUCACGUUUGCAUCACUGGUUGCUGUUUAUGUUGUUGGGGGGUUCCUAUACCAGCGACUGGUAGUGGGAGCCAAAGGAAUGGAGCAGUUUCCCCACUUAGCCUUCUGGCAGGAUCUUGGCAACCUGGUAGCAGAUGGCUGUGACUUUGUCUGCCGUUCUAAACCUCGAAAUGUGCCUGCAGCAUAUCGUGGUGUGGGGGAUGACCAGCUGGGGGAGGAGUCAGAAGAAAGGGAUGACCAUUUAUUACCAAUGUAGAUUGCACUUUAUAUGUCCAGCCUCUUCCUCAGUCCCCCAAACCAAAGCUACACAGCCAGAUUUCUCAAGCAGUCUCAACUCCAGUCCCUCAUCUCACCCUUACUAUUGCUCUUGCUUUCCAGUUUGCUUUUGAUUUGCAUCUUCUCACUAGUAAAACUGCCUUCCCUUUGUUCCUUAUUUUCUGUUUUUUCUCUAGAGAGGUACAGUUGUAAGUCAGAGUUAAUAUAAUAGGGCCUGUGAAAACAGAGGCUUUUGCAUUGUCUCUUGACAUCAGAAGUUACAAUAGGCAUAUGGGCAAAAUGGUGUAGCAGGCUCACUGGCCGUUUGUUUUUUAAACACAUUUUCACAAGUUUUUGAGACACUGGAUUUCUUUAAUUAAAAAAAAAAUGCCAAGAAACAUUAUUUAUACAGGGUUGAUUGCUUUCAUGUUGUUAUUCUGUACCCUAUAGUAGCCUCCAUGAGAAUCUGGUAUUUCUUGCUGCUUGGAACUACUUUGCAGUGAUUACUUGGUUGCAGUCCAAGUACUCUCGUUUAGUCUGAGCCUGGAGAUGUUCUAGACUUGCUUCUCCCACCUCUGAGAUUAGGACAGGAAAAAUGUGAAAUUUCCCAAUUACAGGAUUAUACGGUACCAUCACAUCAUUUGUGGAAAUUGGGGUGACUGUAUAGCUGGGAUUGGGCUAAGGACUGUGGUCUUAUCUGUCCACAUACAGCCAAAAUGCCUAUCCAGAAAUCCAGUUCGUUGGAAAGGAAAAUUGGUACUCCUGUGCCACAGGGGUUCCAGAAAAGGGAAGUCACUUUACCUUGCGGUGGUGGGAUCCUGAUGUCUUUCAUCCAUUUGUAGUAAAAGCUGGUAAAGCUUUUCUUACUCCUGGUUCCCUACCAGUAUUUCUAAACAUGUCGCACUUUCUCCACAGGCAUGUGGUUUUGACCUUUUUUUCAAUCUUCUAGAAAGGGAACGGAAGCAGAAGUGGGACAUCGAGGGCUCUGCUGUCCUCUGCGCUGGGUGUGGAAUGCUGCUGCACCUGUCCCUUCUGCUGGCUCAGGGAAGUGUCUUCUUGCCCACAUUUCUGUGGGGAAAGGUUUUUAAUCCUCUGAUGCUUCCAUCUUCCUGUUUAGGCCAUGUGCCCAGAAACCUGGACUGAUCUUUCUUUAAUAGUGAACCCCUGGGCCACUGAAGAGUAACAUGGCUCCACUGGACACAAAAGAGGGAUGGAAUCAACAGGCAGGGGGCCUUUUAUAAGCCUUAGGAAAAGAAAAUGAAACUAUUUCAUCUUUGGACUUUUCAAUACUAUUGGAGUGAUUUUUUUCUUUCUAAACAGGGAAAAUAAUGUUACAAAAGCAUCUUUUUUGUUAUUUGUUUGCAUCCCUCCCCCACACCCUGGUGUUUUAAAAUGAAGAAAAAAAACCAUCACCUUUUGUACAAAAACUCUUAAUGAUUAAAAAACAAACAAAACAUA
This is a messenger RNA of Homo sapiens (human), 4883 nucleotides long. It is a transcript of the gene M6PR, whose product is annotated as mannose-6-phosphate receptor, cation dependent. NCBI's taxonomy places the organism in Eukaryota, Metazoa, Chordata, Mammalia, Primates, Hominidae. Gene Ontology annotation, cellular component: Golgi apparatus; lysosomal membrane; cytosol. The coding region runs from base 2593 to 3426 and encodes 277 amino acids. The transcript has 7 exons. Gene Ontology annotation, molecular function: protein domain specific binding. The record is from RefSeq and is a predicted model, not a curated record. Gene Ontology annotation, biological process: lysosomal transport; protein targeting to lysosome.